Periconia digitata is the source of this 602-nucleotide messenger RNA. The record is from the annotation of a GenBank genome assembly. Lineage: Eukaryota; Fungi; Ascomycota; Dothideomycetes; Pleosporales; Periconiaceae.
CCCGACAGCCGACUGGCUGGACCGGCAUCGCGCGCUCGCCGCACGUACAAUCGCGUGUGGAGAUUGGGAAGGCCAGCUCGCUCAGCCCCUGUCGUUCAUUCCUCUGUUGGUGUUGGCGCUCCCCUCGUUCUUCUGCUCCCAAACCCAAAAGAAGCGUCUUCAUUUCGGCACUCGUCCAUUCGGGAUGUCGUACAUUGGGAAUUGGUAACCGACUGUGCAACUCAAUCGCGCACUGGACUCUCCAACGGCUUUGUGCCAUUCGACAUUGGCCGUCACAAUAGCUCAGUAGCCGCCAAUGUCUCGCGGGUCCCAUGUUCCACGCAGCACACGAACGUUACGGGCAGCCUAUCAGCAAGGCGCUGCUCGUUUUGUUUCCUUCACCCUCUCGGCCCAGCUCUUCUCGCAGCCAAGCAGACAAGAUGCAACCUCGACACCAUCCAUGCGGCCAUCUACCGGCUGAACUCAUCUCCACAAUAUUGGCAGGGCGAGGGUCUCGUCUACUGCCAUUACCCAAUGCGCUCUCUUUUGCCGCCAGCUGUAUUGACCACGGAAGGAUUCUCCAAUAGCUUGGGCGGCAUACUAUUGUAUAGCACCUGGCAUAU